This is a messenger RNA of Dermatophagoides pteronyssinus (European house dust mite), 717 nucleotides long. Its product is annotated as single-stranded DNA-binding protein, mitochondrial-like. Lineage: Eukaryota; Metazoa; Arthropoda; Arachnida; Sarcoptiformes; Pyroglyphidae. Gene Ontology annotation, biological process: positive regulation of helicase activity; mitochondrial DNA replication. Gene Ontology annotation, molecular function: single-stranded DNA binding. The record is from RefSeq and is a predicted model, not a curated record. Gene Ontology annotation, cellular component: mitochondrial nucleoid.
UUCGUGCUCUGUGCAAAAACAUGCUUAAAUUCAUUUCGGUUAAAUUCAACAAAAAGUUUUUCUUGAAUUAAAUAAAAAUGGCUCAUCAAAAUAUUACAAAUUUUCGUUAUCUUUUGCGUUCGAAAUUUUGCGAUUCGAUAAGAUUUUCAAGCACAAAAGUUUCAAGCGAAGCGAAAAUACCGGACAAUUCAAAAUGUAUCAAUAAAGUUAUUCUGCUUGGUCGUUGUGUUGCCGAAGCAAAUCUAAAACCAUUAAACAAUACAAAUUUUGCAACAUUUAUUAUGGUUACAAAUGAUUUACGUCGAACGAAAAGUAAUGAAAUUGUUAAACGUUCCGAUUUUCAUAAGGUUUUUGUUUAUCAACCAUUUUUGGCACAAAAAGCUAAUGAUUUAAUUACAAAAGGAACUCGAAUCUAUUUGGAAGGAAAGCUAAAUUAUCGUAAAUAUGAAAAUCAAUUUUUUUCCAACAUAGUUGCUGAAAAAAUAUUAUUCAUUUCGGGUACCAAUCGACAACAACAACAACAAGAAUUUGAUGAUGAUGAUAAUAUUGAAGAAAUUGAUGAAGCAUUUAUCAAUGAAAGUGAACAGCAACAACCACAAACUUCGGAAAAGUAUUCUGCUUAAAUACCACUUGAUGGAUUCAAUCAAUAAAAUUGUAGAAUCACCAUUUUUUUCUCUAUUUAGCAAUCUAUUUGAUAAAUUGUUUUAAAAUUAUCAA